Messenger RNA from Salvelinus fontinalis (brook trout), 8135 nucleotides. RefSeq names its product protein phosphatase 1 regulatory subunit 12A-like. Gene Ontology annotation, molecular function: phosphatase regulator activity; protein kinase binding; enzyme inhibitor activity. Gene Ontology annotation, cellular component: A band; cytoplasm; Z disc. The coding region runs from base 624 to 3467 and encodes 947 amino acids. Gene Ontology annotation, biological process: signal transduction. The record is from RefSeq and is a predicted model, not a curated record. The transcript is spliced from 23 exons. Lineage: Eukaryota; Metazoa; Chordata; Actinopteri; Salmoniformes; Salmonidae.
UCUCUCUCUGUCUCUCUCUCUCUCUGUCUGUCUGUCUGUCUGUUCCUCCUUGCCAAAUCCCCAUGGUGGGGACUUUGGGGAUUUCAGAUGAAGAAAUGGAAAACAUUCUCGUUCUAACUGCUGUUGUCAAAAGGCCAUUUCCACAACGAAUGAGUCACUUGAUGACCCAAUGUAGGAACCACUGAACCAGUGGUAGAAAACUCUCUGUAGCACAACCACAUUCACAACAACGAGGAGUGGAAAAGAAGAGAAGUGCCCUCUGUCCAUUCAGCUAGCUGGGAUGGGAGUAGACUACUAGCCUGUAGUUAAGUAGUGGGUCCCCCCCCCCUCUCUCUCUCUCUCUGCAGCAAAUGAGUACUGGGUUUUACGAGGCUCUAGUCUAGUUCAGCCAGCAGAGAACCACCCCAGAGAACCACCCCAGAGAACCACCCCAGAGAACCACCCCAGAUGACCACCCCAGACGACCACCCCAGACGACCACCCCAGACGACCACCCCAGACAACCACCCCAGACAACCACCCCAGAGAACCACCCCAGACAACCACCCCAGACAACCACCCCAGUCCUGAGGAGUCCUCCAACGGAUGUGGCUAUAGAGGCGUGUAUAGAUGAGAAUGCAGAGAUGGUCCAGUUCCUGGUGGAGAGUGGGAGUGAUGUGAACAGAGGGGACAAUGAAGGAUGGACUCCCCUCCACGCUGCUGCCUCCUGCGGGUUCAUACAGAUCACCAAGUACCUGAUAGAGCACGGUGCACGUGUGGGGGCGGUGAACAGUGAAGGAGAGCUUCCUCUGGAUGUGGCCACUGAGGAUGCUAUGGAGAGACUGCUGAAGGGAGAGAUCAGGAAACAAGGGGUGGAUGUAGAUCUGGCGAGGAGGGAAGAGGAGCGGGUGAUGCUGGCAGAUGCCAACGAGGUGCUGGCAGGCAGUGGCAUGCUGACACCUCACCCCAACACCAAGGCCACAGCGCUGCAUGUGGCCGCGGCCAAGGGCUACAUAGAAGUCAUGAAGGUCCUGCUCCAGUGUGGUCUGGAUGUAGACAGUGGUGAUGUGGAUGGCUGGACCGCCCUGCACGCUGCGGCUCACUGGGGGCAGCAGGACGUGUGUUCUCUACUGGCUGACAACAUGUGUGACAUGGCUGCUCUCAACAACGUGGGACAAACCCCUAUGGAGGUAGCAGAUGACACCCUUGUGGACACUCUGGAGGAGCUGACAAAGAAACAGAAUGCUUUGCGUACAGAGAAAGCCAAGCUGUCCCAGCCUCCGGUCAUUGAAACCAGUCCUUCUAUCAAUAUGGCACCAGUUAGACCACGCAGGACCUCAAUCUCUCGUAUGAGCAGCCGGGAGAAGAUCUGCCUCCAUGAGAGAGAGAAGCACCCUCCCCCCGCUCUGACCAGCAGCCCAGCCGAAGAAGAAGAGGAGGAGGGAGGCCAGCCUGGGACGCAGGGACAGGGCCAGCCUGGGACGCAAGGACAGGGCCAGCCUGGGACGCAGGGGACACAGGAACAGGGCCAGCCUGGGAUGCAGGGGACACAGGGACAGGGCCAGCCUGGGACACAGGGGACACAGGGACAGGGCAAGGCCUCCAGUAGCUCCAGUUCAGAAGAGGAGGAUGACGAAUCUGAGAGCGAUGCUGAAUCAGAGAAAGCCAAAAACCGAGAGAUCAUCAACAACUUGAACAACAAACGCAACAGCUCCUCCACCCACGCUACCUCCACGGCAACCAGCACUUCAGGAGACCCGGACAAAAAGCAGGACCCAGGGAAGCCCCCAGCCCCCGAAGUGGCCCCUGGAGCGGCCCCUGGCUCCUGGAGGACCUCUCUUCGUAAGGCAGGCAGUUCUGUGACCCUGGGUCCUUCAGGGGCCAACGACCCCAGCCAGGAGUCCACCCGCGGGGCCCCUGAGUCUGGCCUGGGCCUAGCGAUGCCCCGCUCUGCCUCCAGUCCACGCCUCAGCUCCAACACCACCACCACAGACACCAAGGAACCCAGGACUGCCAGAGUGAACCCCAGUCCAACCAGACGUCUCUUCAGUAUGCCAGACACCAACCCAGACAGCACUAGUAGGUUAGUGAACCCCAGUCCAACCAGACGUCUCUUCAGUAUGCCAGACACCAUCCCAGACAGCACUAGUAGGUUAGUGAACCCCAGUCCAACCAGACGUCUCUUCAGUAUGCCAGACACCAUCCCAGACAGCACUAGUAGGUUAGUGAACCCCAGUCCAACCAGACGUCUCUUCAGUAUGCCAGACACCAUCCCAGACAGCACCAGUAGCUGGCUGAGUCGUAGCUCCUCUUACACCCGACGCCUCAAUAGUACUGGAAGUGAUCUUAGUAGCUCCACCCCCUCCUUGCCUCUCAGCUCAUCCUAUGGACGCAAACCGGAUGACCCCACGGGAACAGGAAGUAGCUCCUCUGCUGGACUCAGUCGACUCAACAUCCUGGUGGCCCAGAGACUGGCUCAGGAGCAGGCAGAGAAGAAGGAGAAGGAGCAGGGUUCUGUCACCACCACCUCCAUCUCUGUGACCACGACGACCGGCGGGGGCAGCGAUCUGGAGACAAAGCAGAGGCGCAAGUCCUACUUGACCCCGGUACGUGAUGAGGAGGCUGAGGCUCAGAGGAAGGCUCGCUCCAGACACGCCAGACAGUCACGACGAUCCACUCAGGGGGUGACGCUCACAGACCUGAAGGAAGCUGAGAAGACAAUGAAGACGGCACAGACGGACGAAGGGAGAGACAAGGCCACGAAGACGGCACAGACAGACAAAGGGAGAGACAAGGCAAGGAAAGAGGAGGAGGAGAAGGAAGAGGCCAAUAAGAAGAAAGCAGAAGAGGGGGAGGUAAGCUGGAGGUCCCGCAUCGCCAGCCUGCAGAAGUCUGACCUGUUGGGGCUGACUCAACCGGCUGGUACCCCUCGUCCUCAGACCUCCGGCCAGGAGAGGAGUGCAGAAGGGGAGAGUGAGAGUGACCGUAUCGCCAGGGAGAGACGGAGAGCCCGGGCCAGGAGGAGAGCUCAGAGGGCUGGAGAUAGUGAUGACAACGAGCCCGGUGUAGAGGAGGGGUUGGGAGGCAGUGAGCAGGAUCCACAGACAGACAGGCACUCCAGCACCAGGUCCGACGUGUCAUGUAACGACUGUAUCGACAGAGGAGGCGGCUCUGAAACUAAGGAUUACAAGAAGCUGUUUGAGGUGGUGUCCAGGGAGAAUGGUCAGCUCCAGUCCCAGCUGCAGGACACCCAGAGGACCAUCUCUCAGACCAGACUGGACCUGGACAAGGCCACCCAGAGACAGGAGCGGUUCAGUGAUUGUUCAACCAUGCUAGAGCUAGAGAAGAAGGAGCGACGGAUGUUGGAGCGGCGUGUGGCUGAGCUGGAGGAGGAGUUGAAGGUGCUCGGUGACCUGAGAGCUGACAACCAGCGACUGAAAGACGAGAACGGAGCGUUGAUCAGAGUCAUCAGUAAGCUCUCCAAAUAGACGGAGAGAACGAGAGCGAGAGACAACAGGGAAGCCCACUCCCUCCCUCCGUCCAUCCACCCCUCCCACCUCACAUUCCUACCAGUGCCAAAGAAUGAAAGAGAGAGAGAGAAGAGAAGAGGGGGGGGGACAAGAAACAGAAAAGAGAAGACGUAUGAGAAUGUGGUACUCUAAACAACACCAUAUCUUGACUUGAUUGUGACGCCUCUUCUUCCUUAGUCCUGACCAAUCGCUGUGGCUUGUUGUGUGUGUGUGUCUUAUGCCCACUUUGAAGACAGGACCGUAUCCAUGGCAGGUAGCCAUGACAACUGUGGUCAUGACAACGGCUCGCAUAGUAGCAAAGAGACGUGACAACAGCCAAAUGCCCAUGGGAUUGUGAUGUAAAAAACAAACAGGAUAUAGACAAUGUUCACAAGGGGGAACACUAAUAUGAGAAUACACAAUCCUUCUGGUGCCAUCCACACACAAUCCUGCCAUCCACACACAUUGCACCGGUCCAAGGCAUCUUGGUCCCUUAGCUCUCCCACUUAGUAAUUUAUUUUGUUUUGUGACCACCACAUUCACACACCACCUUUUCCACCAACCCACUCUGCUAUUGUACUAACUACGGAUCUCAGUCCCUCCCACUCAAAACUCUCUUACCCCACAAAUACACUCCUUAUAGAGGCUUUCACAUCGACUCCGUGCCAGACCCUGGAUCCAAACCAUAGACAUCCAUACAGCUUUCUUUGUGUUACAUCCUAAACUGUAAACAGAAACCAUGACCUUUCUUAACAGUUGGAGGGGCCUGUUUUCCCGGACACAGAUAAAGCCUAGUUCAAACCUAAUGGAGAUUCUUCUCUCCAUUCAGCAAGGUUUUUAGUUCAGGAUCUAGUCUGUAAGGAAUGAGGGUAGUGUUGCACAUCCCACAUUUGGGAAUACCGCUGCUGUGUCCGGGAAAACCAACCCCUUUCUGUUCUAUGGGCUGAAAUAUUUUCACUUUUAAACUGGUAACAGUAACAUUUCCACGUUAUUUUCAUUUCACUUUUCUGUAUUCAGUCACUUUCAGACUUCAAUCUCUAAAAGACCAACUGGGGGGAAAUCCAAUAGCCUCUUAUUCUGGUAGUGUCAUUGCACUCCAAUAGCCUCUUAUUCUGGUAGUGUCAUUGCACUCCAAAAGCCUCUUAAUCUGGUAGUGUCAUUGUACUCCAAUAGCCUCUUAUUCUGGUAGUGUCAUUGCACUCCAAUAGCCUCUUAAUCUGGUAGUGUCAUUGUACUCCAAUAGCCUCUUAUUCUGGUAGUGUCAUUGCACUCCAAAAGCCUCUUAUUCUGGUAGUGUCAUUGCACUCCAAUAGCCUCUUAUUCUGGUAGUGUCAUUGUACUCCAAUAGCCUCUUAAUCUGGUAGUGUCAUUGCACUCCAUGAGCCUCUUAAUGAGGUAGUGUCAUUGUACUCCAAUAGCCUCUUAAUCUGGUAGUGUCAUUGUACUCCAAUAGCCUCUUAAUCUGGUAGUGUCAUUGCACUCCAAAAGCCUCUUAUUCUGGUAGUGUCAUUGCACUCCAAUAGCCUCUUAUUCUGGUAGUGUCAUUGUACUCCAAUAGCCUCUUAAUCUGGUAGUGUCAUUGCACUCCAUGUCCCUUUUAUUCUGGUAGUGUCAUUGUACUCCAUGAGCCUCUUAAUCUGGUAGUGUCAUUGUACUCCAUGAGCCUCUUAAUCUGGUAGUGUCAUUGUACUCCAAUAGCCUCUUAAUCUGGUAGUGUCAUUGCACUCCAUGAGCCUCUUAAUGAGGUAGUGUCAUUGCACUCCAUGUCCCUCUUAAUCUGGUAGUGUCAUUGCACUCCAUGAACCUCUUAAUCUGGUAGUGUCAUUCCACAUGCGUGUUCUGAACCCACCAGAGAUCCACUCUUCCCCUCACACACAUGCGUGUUCUGAACCCACCAGAGAUCCACUCUUCCCCUCACACACAUGCGUGUUCUGAACCCACCAGAGAUCCACUCUUCCCCUCAAACACUAUAGUGUUCUGAACCCACCAGAGAUCCAGUCUUCCCCUCAAACACUAUAGUGUUCUGAACCCACCAGAGAUCCACUCUUCCCCUCAAACACUAUAGUGUUCUGAACCCACCAGAGAUCCACUCUUCCCCUCACACACUAUAGUGUUCUGAACCCACCAGAGAACCACUCUUCCCCUCACUAGUGUUUUUGUUUAGUGGCCCACAGAGUCUGCGUCCCAAAUGAAACCCUCAUCUAAGUAGUGCACUACAUCAGGGCCCUGGUUAAAAGUAGUGCACUAGAUAGGGAAUAGGGUGCUAUAGGCCCUAGUUAAAAUUAAUGCACUACAUAGGGAAUAGGGUGUCAUUUGGGACACACAUACCUACUCCAUGCUCCUUUAAAUGACCACAGACAGAGCAGUCUGUUGACCACAGCACUUUACUCACCACCAGCCAGGCCAAGCUAAGCGAUCACAGAUCUGCGCCAGGCCAAGCUAAGCGAUCACAGAUCUGCGCCAGGCCAAGCUAAGCGAUCACAGGUCAGCGCCAGGCCAAGCUAAGCCCCGUCCUGAUUCAUACUAUACAAAACAGCUCCCCUCAUCCACAAAUCUGCAAUCCCAAUAAUCUGUCCUUUCUCCUGAAGUGUGCACUCGUGCACUCCUUCACAAAUGUAAAAGCAUUGGAUAGGUGGAGGUAUGGACUAGACUAGAGGAUAGGUGGAGGUAUUAACUAGACUAGAGGAUAGGUGGAGGUAUUGACUAGACUAGAGGAUAGGUGGAGGUAUGGACUAGACUAGAGGAUAGGUGGAGGACUAGACUAGAGGAUAGGUGGAGGUAUUAACUAGACUAGAGGAUAGGUGGAGGUAUGGACUAGACUAGAGGAUAGGUGGAGGUAUUGACUAGACUAGAGGAUAGGUGGAGAUAUUGACUAGACUAGAGGAUAGGUGGAGGUAUUGACUAGACUAGAGGACAGGUGGAGGUAUGGACUAGACUAGAGGAUAGGUGGAGGUAUUGACUAGACUAGAGGAUAGGUGGAGAUAUUGACUAGACUAGAGGAUAGGUGGAGGUAUUGACUAGACUAGAGGAUAGGUGGAGGACUAGACUAGAGGAUAGGUGGAGGACUAGACUAGAGGAUAGGUGGAGGUAUUGACUAGACUAGAGGAUAGGUGGAGGUAUUGACUAGACUAGAGGAUAGGUGGAGGUAUUGACUAGACUAGAUGAUAGGUGGAGGUAUUGACUAGAGGAUAGGUGGAGGUAUGGACUAGACUAGAGGAUAGGUGGAGGUAUUAACUAGACUAGAGGAUAGGUGGAGGUAUUGACUAGACUAGAGGAUAGGUGGAGGUAUUGACUAGACUAGAGGACAGGUGGAGGUAUUGACUAGACUAGAGGAUAGGUGGAGGUAUUGACUAGACUAGAGGAUAGGUGGAGGUAUUGACUAGAGGACAGGUGGAGGUAUGGACUAGAGGAUAGGUGGAGGUAUGGACUAGACUAGAGGAUAGGUGGAGGUAUUGACUAGAGGAUAGGUGGAGGUAUUGACUAGAGGAUAGGUGGAGGUAUUAACUAGACUAGAGGAUAGGUGGAGGUAUGGACUAGACUAGAGGAUAGGUGGAGGUAUUGACUAGAGGAUAGGUGGAGGUAUGGACUAGAGGACAGGUGGAGGUAUGGACUAGAGGAUAGGUGGAGGUAUGGACUAGAGGAUAGGUGGAGGUAUGGACUAGACUAGAGGAUAGGUGGAGGUAUUGACUAGACUAGAGGACAGGUGGAGGUAUUGACUAGACUAGAGGACAGGUGGAGGUAUUGACUAGACUAGAGGAUAGGUGGAGGUAUGGACUAGACUAGAGGAUAGGUGGAGGUAUUGACUAGAGGACAGGUGGAGGUAUGGACUAGAGGAUAGGUGGAGGUAUGGACUAGACUAGAGGACAGGUGGAGGUAUGGACUAGACUAGAGGACAGGUGGAGGUAUGGACUAGAGGAUAGGUGGAGGUAUGGACUAGACUAGAGGAUAGGUGGAGGUAUUGACUAGAGGAUAGGUGGAGGUAUGGACUAGACUAGAGGAUAGGUGGAGGUAUUGACUAGACUAGAGGAUAGGUGGAGGACUAGACUAGACUAGAGGAUAGGUGGAGGUAUGGACUAGACUAGAGGAUAGGUGGAGGUAUUGACUAGAGGAUGGGUGGAGGACUAGACUAGAGGGAGUUUCACCAUGAAUUUGCUUUGAUACCCAAGAAAGCAAGUGAACAAGUGCACACUUUGGUAGAAAGGACAGAUUAUUGGGCCCAGUGCUAAACUCCCUCCUUAGGUUUCUAUUGGGAAGGUGGGAGGGGAACGGAACGGAUAGCGGGAGGAGAGGUGUAUCACCGCAGAGCUGAGGGUCAAAGGUCAUUGCACAAUAUUAUAGACUUGCUGUUCUGUAAAAGCCUAAUAUGCAAUGCAUUGUUUAUUAUUAUUAUUACCAUAAUAAAAUAUGAUAAAAUAUAUUAUUUUCGUAUUUUUCCAUUUUGUCUGAUGUCAAUCUCUCCCGCUUUGCCAGGGAGCCACAUUGUUGGAUUAUGUAUAUUAUAUUAUACAUGUGUAAUAAAUAAGUAAUAUUAGGCUUGAAUUAAUAAUAAUCCUGUUGAGAGAAAUGAAUCCCAUGUAGUCUUCAUCACCAUGUUGGUCUAAUAAUGUUACAUGGAUGACAGCACCUAAUAAAGCAUGUGUUUGUAAA